CAUUCCCCGGUUAGCCAGCUGGCGGGGAUUAUAUGUUGUUUGAGUUAGACGAUCUUUGUACUAUCUAAUCACACAAAGCCACGUGUAUGUAUACACCUUUAGCAUAAUAAUUAGCUGUGUAAUUUAAAAGUUGGGAGAAGACGUGUGUUUAAUUGUAUAGUCAUACAGUGCAAAGUUUGCAGACGACAGAAUUGCAGAAGGUAUAUUUUUUUCUGGUACUUGCGCUUGUGGGUUGUGUAUAGGCUAAUGAAAAGUGUAAAUCUAUACAGCAUUACAUGAAAUGAAUUUCACUUGUUUAUUGCUGGUGUUAGCUGUUGGUCUUUGUUGUGGUGAGAAAGAAACAGACAAGCAUGGAGCAGGACACAAACCACCCAGCCACAUGCACCAUGAUCAUGAAAAAGAUGGAGAACAUAAUCCACAUUAUGACCAUGAGGCAGUGUUAGGGUCCAAAAAGUUAGAAGAAGAGUUUGAUGAGUUAAGUCCAGAGGAAUCAAAAAGACGAUUGGCGUUAUUGGUAAAGAAGAUGGAUGUCAAUGGGGAUGGAUUUGUAACAGCAGAGGAACUAACACAGUGGAUUCUUACUUCAUUUCAAAAAUUAGAUGAAGAAGAUUCUUCAGAACAGUUAAAAGAACACGAUACUGACAAAGACGGGAAAGUGACAUGGAAAGAAUACAUCAGUAAACAGUACGGCUAUAAUCCAGAAGAUAUGGAAGAUUUUAAACACAGAGACCAAGAAGAUCUAGAAGACUUCAACAAGGUAAAAAAGAUGGUAGAAGAAGACCACUCAAAGUUUAAUGCUGCUGAUGAGGACAAAGAUGGAGCCCUUAAUGAGAAGGAAUAUGUAGCAUUUGAAUUCCCUUAUGACUUCAAACAUAUGCAUGAAGUGGAAAUGGACAGAUCUAUGAAAGAUUACGAUAAAAAUGCUGAUGGAACUAUCUCAUUACAAGAAUUUCUUGGACAAGAGGGUGCUGAUGAUCCAGAAUGGGAAGCUACAGAAAAAGAUAGAUUUACAGAUUACGAUAAAAAUAAUGAUGGUAAAUUAGAUAGAGAAGAGAUGAAACCGUGGAUUUUACCCGAUAAUAUGGAAACAGCUACAGAGGAAUCCGAUCAUUUAAUCGGCAGAGCUGAUGAUGAUAAAGAUGGUAAACUAUCAGAAACAGAAAUCGUAGAUCAUAGCAAAGACUUUGUAGGCAGUCAAGCAACAAACUAUGGGGCAUUCCUCCCACACGAAGAAUUGUAACCUUGAUCUCUAUAGAACUACUUCAUAAUUUGUGAACAUGAUGCAAUGAGUAAAAGUUGUUAAAUAUGAACGUGGAUUUUUCUUUGAUAUUUUGGGGGUUAGGAUUACAUUAUUCAGAUACUGUCCCAUGUAUAUUUUUGACAAGAUUAUAGUGCUAUUCAUUUUUUUGAAACCUUUAAAAGUCUUUUUAUCUUUUUGGAAAUUUAUAAUUACGAUUAUUUUGUAUAUGUCGGGAAGGUGUAGUAAUAUAAACACAAUUUUACCUUAUUGUAUCAUGUUCUAUAUUUUUUCAUUGCAUUUCUUUGUUACAUUUGUUUUGUUAGUGUUUCAAAAAUAUUCCAUUAUUCAAUUUUUCAGGUUUGUAGUUAAUGAAAUUUGAAUCUGAUUAUUGUAACAAAAGUUGUAUUGUUUUUAGAGCUUUAAUACACUGCUUUAAUAUGUACCAUAGUUUUUAUAAGAAUACUAUCUAGUAUGGAUUUUCUGCUGAAAGACUUAAAUUUCACACGAUUUAAGGUGGUGGUUUUGAAUAUUUAAUACCAUGUUAUCUUUGUUAAAAUUUAUAAUGAACAAAAUUGUGUUAUGAGUGUGAACCUUUUAUCAUGUGCAAUAAGUUAUAAUACUCCAGUUCUAUAGAACUGUUAACAGAAUUAGGUGCUGAUGAUCUUUUACAUGUCAUAUUCAUAUCACAUAUAUUUACAUGAGGAUCCUAUAAAAUCAGCCAAAUUGAUGAUAUAUGAAUGAUAUAUAAGCCACACAAGGCAAGGCCACUUUUGACAUGAUUUUGAAACUUAAAAAAAAAUUCAGUUAAAAAGUAAGAUUUCUCUAUAUAUCCUAUUUAAUUUUAAGAAUAGGAUGCAUGUACCUCUUACAUAACUCUAUUUACAUUGUUGAUUGUAUACACCAUUGUUUUUUCUGUACCUUCGUGUUAAAUGUACUGUUUGUAUGAGAAUAAGAUAUAUACAAUAUGUGUCUUAAUUGAAAACAAACCCUGGUACCCCACAUUAUUAGUUUGGGUUUCAAUGUAUCUCUGUUGCCAAAUAUUUUGUAUGACAACUUCAGUUACUUCAACUUUAGGUUAAAACCAUGAAUUAUAAAUUUUCAAACAGCCUUGCCAUAUAUAUUGUAUCUCUAUUGAGAUGAGAUUUAUAUGUUGUAAUGAAUUAUGACGGAUUUGUGCAAGUUAUUUUUCUUUUAAAAAGACCAAAGUUGUAUUUUAUUAAUGAUAUAAGAUUUAGAAUUUGAUGUAGGUGUUAUUAAACUUUAAGCUUAUUAAAAGAUUUAUUUAUAUGUCUUUUGUUUUUAUCAUUUACUUACUUUUUGUUUUAUCAGUUAAUGUGUCUGUCAUCUUUUUUUGAACACUCGUACAUUUUUUUCUGUGACAUGUUUUAUUCAGCAUAAUUUAAGAAUUCAUUAUCAAAAUUGUUGUGUUUCAUUGGUUAGCAAUCACCUUAGUUGCUGUUACUUUGGGAGAACAAAGUGAAUCAUUUGUCAUUGGUAAUAUAUUAUACCAAUCUUAUAAUAGAUAAAAAAAAAAAUGGGUACUUCAGACUCGUGACACUGCAAUGAAUAAAAUUAUUUAAAGAGA
Mytilus trossulus (common blue mussel) is the source of this 2825-nucleotide messenger RNA. RefSeq names its product reticulocalbin-2-like. Gene Ontology annotation, cellular component: endoplasmic reticulum. NCBI's taxonomy places the organism in Eukaryota, Metazoa, Mollusca, Bivalvia, Mytilida, Mytilidae. Bases 281 to 1240 code for a protein of 319 amino acids. The record is from RefSeq and is a predicted model, not a curated record. The transcript is spliced from 6 exons. Gene Ontology annotation, molecular function: calcium ion binding.